Ixodes scapularis (black-legged tick) is the source of this 446-nucleotide messenger RNA. RefSeq names its product dnaJ protein homolog 1-like. The transcript has a single exon. The record is from RefSeq and is a predicted model, not a curated record. Gene Ontology annotation, cellular component: cytoplasm. Gene Ontology annotation, biological process: protein refolding. Bases 1 to 405 code for a protein of 134 amino acids. Lineage: Eukaryota; Metazoa; Arthropoda; Arachnida; Ixodida; Ixodidae.
AUGGGAAAGGAUUUCUACAAAAUCCUGGGUGUUGGGAGGACUGCCACUCAGCACGACAUCAAGAAGGCCUAUCGGAAGCUUGCAAAACGCUACCACCCCGACAAGAACAAGAGCCCGGAUGCGGAGGAAAAGUUCAAGGAGCUGGGCAAAGCCUACGAGGUCCUCAGCGACAAGAAGAAGCGGGACAAGUACGACAAGUCUAGCAAGGAGGCGCCCAAGGACAACGGCGGAGGAGGCUUCGGCCCGGGGCGUCCAGGAGGCUCCGGCCCCAGGGGUCCAGAAGACCAGUCCGACACGUACCACCCUCGCAGCAACCUGAUAACCGAGUUUUUUGAUUGGUGCUUCAACGGAAAAUACUUGAUAACGAAAAUUUUCAUGUCCUCAGCCGCUGCAGGGGCACACUGAAUUUACUUGAUCGAAAAGGCGAUUACGCCUCCUUAAACCAG